AUGCGUUCUUCACUAGUAAACCUGCUAGUCUGCACUUUUCUUGUCAAAGUUAGUAACAGUGAAAAUACCUUCGAGAACGUGACAGUUGUGCUUGCUCGUAAUGACGUACCAGAAGCAAAGGUAGCUACAUUUGACAGUCUUAAGGAAGUCAUUCCUGACGUAAAAGACGAGGUGACAAUCACUGGAAACGUUCCCAUCUUGUACGAAAACUCGAUCUUCGAUAUACCAAGUCUGUACAGUCUUGAGCUGUCUAACGUAGGUUUGGAAGAAAUCAAACCGGGAGCUUUUGGUAAUGUACCACUUUUGAACAAACUCGUCCUGAAUUCGAACAACCUGACAGAAAUCCAAAGUGAUACAUUUACCGAUCUAAAUGUAUCGAAUGUAGAUUUGUCAUCCAACUCAAUCUUCCUUCUACAACCAGGAGCCUUCACGAAUUUCAAAGCUGAUAACGUGACACUUGAAAACAACAACCUCACUGAACUUUCAUUUGGUGUUUUUGAAAAUGUUACUCUCGGAAUAUUAAAUUUGGAUAGUAAUUCUCUCUACACAAUCGCACCAAAAGCUCUGUCUGCACUUGGAUUGACAAGAUUGGAUCUGCUUGACAACAAUCUCGAGGAAAUCGAUCCGGAAGUCUUUGACCUGCAAGAAUUGGAAUCACUCGAUUUGGAUUACAACUUAAUCAAGUUUCUGCGACCUGGUGAUUUGAGAAACUUACCAGAGUUGAAGGAACUCUCGCUUUCGAACAACCAAUUGGAAGAAAUCCCAGAAGGAGUUUUUAACAACACCAAACUCACCAACUUGUAUCUAGCCAACAACAAGAUUGCUAAAAUUGCGAGUAAAGCUUUUGAUGGCAUGUUGGCGCUUAGAGUGUUGAAGAUUGACUCCAAUAAUCUAACCCAGUGGGAUGAUUGGCUGACAUCACCGUCUGCUUCUAUUUUAGUUCGUUUUAAUCAGAUUACUGAGAUUCCAGAUGAAGCUUUCAAGAACUAUUCUCGGUUGUUCAAUAUUAAUCUUCAAGGGAAUCGCAUUAGGAAGAUUUCAACUAAAGCUUUUCGGAAAUUGGAACAGAUUCGUUAUUUUAAUUUGGCCGAUAAUGAGAUUGAUAACUGGGAUCCAGAAACAUUGAGGAAUGUUAGCAUUGCUGGUUUGGAUCUCAGUGGAAAUAGGUUAAAGUGUAUUAAAGGAGAUUUGGAAACAAUUUUCAAGAAUGUUCAAAAGAUACGUUUGGAAAAUAAUCCUUGGAAAAAAGAGUGUGCUAAGAAGAUUGCGAAGUUACAGAAAAAAAAGAAGCAGAUACCCAUUUACAAUUUGUUCGAAUAUUGUGCUAUAAGAAAUAUUAACACUGAAAAAAUUACUUUUGAAAAUGUGACGGUUCAAUGGUAUGUCGGUGAUGAGAUCAAAGAAACGGUAUAUACAUCUGACAAUCUUAAGAAAAUCAUUCCUGAUGAAGAAGACGAAGUACGCUUGUGGAUCCAUGGCAGCAUUCCCAUCUUGUACGAAAAAUCGGUUUCCGAUAUACCAAAUCUGAACAUACUCAGCCUACCCGGUGUAGGUAUGGAAGAAAUCAAACCCGGAGCUUUUGGUAAUCUACCACUUUUAAAAGUUCUCCUUCUGGAUUCGAAUAACUUGACAGAAAUCAAAACUGAUACUUUUGUUGAUUUAAAUCUGUCUUACAUAGACUUGUCAUUCAACUCCAUCGUCCUUCUACAACCAGGAGCCUUCAAAAAUUUCAAAGCUGAACGCGUGGUUCUUGGUUACAACAAACUUACUGAACUUCCACGUGGUGUCUUCGAAAAUUUUACUCUUGAAAACUUGAUUUUAAGUGACAAUCUUCUCCACACCAUCGCACCAAGUGCUUUGUCGACAAUUGCAUUGAGAGGAUUGAGUCUGUUUGGGAACAAACUCGAGGAAAUGGAUCCAGAGGCGUUUGACAUGCAAGAAUUAAUAACACUCGAGUUGGGUGAUAAUUUAGUCAAGUUUCUGGAACCCGGUAAUUUGAGAAACUUACCAGAGUUGGAGAUACUUAGACUUCCGAGAAACGGAUUGAAAGAAAUCCCAGAGGGGGUUUUCAACAAUACCAAAGUCGCUGAGUUGGAUCUAAACGCAAAUAAGAUUGCUAAAAUCGCGAGUAAAGCUUUUGAUGACAUGCCAGAGCUUGAAAUAUUGUACAUUGACUCCAAUAAUCUAACCCAGUGGGAUAAUAAUUGGCUGAGAGGGGCAAAAUCACUUGCUCAUAUUUCAGUCAAUUUUAAUGAAAUAACUGAGAUUCCAGACGCGGCGUUCAAGAAUUAUCCUCGUAUGAAGAGUAUUAGUCUUCAGGGGAAUCAAAUUGGGAAGAUUUCAGCUAAAGCAUUUGAUAAGUUGGAACGCGUUGAUUAUGAUUUAAACUUGGCCUCUAACGAUAUUGAUAGUUGGAGUCCAGAUUUGUUGGGGAAUGUUAGUGUUGGUCGCUUGGAUCUCAAUGGAAAUAAGUUACAGUGUAUUGAAGGAGAUUUGAAGACGGUUUUCAAAAACGUUGAAGUUACAAAUUUGCAAAAUAAUCCUUGGAAUGAAGAGUGUGUUAAGAAGAUAGAGGAAGUUAUUAUAACGCCAGCGGAGUGA
Molecule: messenger RNA, 2601 nt
Organism: Zophobas morio
Lineage: Eukaryota; Metazoa; Arthropoda; Insecta; Coleoptera; Tenebrionidae
Product: protein artichoke-like
Exons: 2
Coding region: 1-2601 (866 amino acids)
Cellular component (GO): extracellular matrix
Molecular function (GO): protein binding
Source: RefSeq, a predicted model, not a curated record